This is a messenger RNA of Racocetra fulgida, 160 nucleotides long. The record is from the annotation of a GenBank genome assembly. Lineage: Eukaryota; Fungi; Glomeromycota; Glomeromycetes; Diversisporales; Gigasporaceae.
AUUCAACCUGAUGAAUAUAUUCAUAUUACUCAAGAGGACGAAUGUUAUACUAGCCUAGUUGCUAAAAUACCUGAAUCCAAAAUAAAUAAAUUACCUUCUUGGGCUGUCUGUAAAGAUGCAAUUUGUAUAUCCAGCAGUGAUAACAGUUCUAGCAGUUCUG